This is a messenger RNA of Solea solea (common sole), 5281 nucleotides long. RefSeq names its product glycine receptor, alpha 4b (gene glra4b). Gene Ontology annotation, cellular component: synapse; plasma membrane; neuron projection. The transcript has 10 exons. NCBI's taxonomy places the organism in Eukaryota, Metazoa, Chordata, Actinopteri, Pleuronectiformes, Soleidae. The record is from RefSeq and is a predicted model, not a curated record. Gene Ontology annotation, biological process: signal transduction; chemical synaptic transmission; nervous system process. Gene Ontology annotation, molecular function: chloride channel activity; transmitter-gated monoatomic ion channel activity; glycine binding. Bases 1231 to 2673 code for a protein of 480 amino acids.
GCCUCUGAACUUGAUGGGCUAUUUGGAGAUGAAAUAAUUAGACCAGAAACUCAGCGCAGCUCUGUGUGGAUGUGUACUGACACAGAAAUGUGUCAAAUCUGAAUUAAUUGGAAUUUAGUGCGUCAUCAUUUAAUCCCUUGAAUGCAACAAUUUUGCCGGACUUUUCUUCCAACUGCAGUUUUGUAGGUUUACUACAUCCUGUGUUCUUCACUGUGAGGACUGUCUUUUAGAUUACUUUAAUCUCAAUUAUAACGUCUAGAUUAUAGAACAGUGUCUCCUAAACUUCCGAUAUUUUCAAAGAUGACAAACUAUCUUGACACAAAUCAAUUGUGACACAAGCAAAUUUGUGCACAAUGUGGCGACUAAUUGAAUCAGAUGUUGAGUGAAUGAUUACAACUUCAUUUUAUUCAUGUUAUUUAAAACAUUUAGACGCCUAAAUCUUAAAUAAAAGGUUGGAAACAUUCUGUAAAUUUCUUUAGGGACCUCCCUAAAGAAAAUGUCCAAUGACGCAUCAGUGGGUCCCGACCCAGUGUUUGGGAACCACUGUUCUAGAGUGCUUUGUGUUGAUAUUAUCUCAAUCAAUCGAUUUGUUGUUUCUGCUCAUAAAAUGCAGAAUAUGGUGGGAAAGGUCGAUCAGUGCUAAAAUUAUAUAUAUAAAAUGAUCAAAAUACUUGAUUAAUAGUUUAGUAGUAAUAAAAUAAUGUAAUAAUGUUGGCCCUACACUAUACAUCAACAAUAUACCAUAUGUUGAAAUGAAAAAGGGGGUUGAUUUAAUUUAACAUGAAGGUUUUUACUUGAGAGACAUUAAUCUUUGAUGAUGAAAUAGUAGAAAAUCUGGUAGUAUUUCUUCUUUCAGGUUUGUGGAUUUGUGUUAUAAAGCACUUUGAGUAAAAUUAUUUGUUAUGAAUAGUUUAAUAAUUUUGUCAGCAGAAGUCGAGAAGUGUGUUUGUGAAUCCCUGACAUUGCUGUGAUUCUGGAGCUGUUGUGAAAAAGGCUCCUGUCUCUUUAAAUGUCCUGGCAGUAAUUCCUACAUCAUGCAUAUGGCCAUGAAAAAGAAAUAAAGCUUGAAGUCAGUCACACAAACACAGGCAGAGGAAAGAAGAAGAAGAAAAAAAACACUUCCCAGGAUUUUGAAUUAUAAAGCAGCAGCUUUCUGUGUUUUCCACCUGCAGAGUCUUUGUCACUCUUCUCUCCGUUGGUCUCAUCAUUCGCUUUUUCUACCAACUAAGGAUGCUGUUGCACGUCUUCUGUGUGGUUUGGUCUUCAUCUGUCAUUCUUCUGCAACACAGGUCUGUGCUCUGUAAGGAGAUGAAGUUCCCCGGCAGAGCAGCCAAACCUCCCUCUCCAUCUGACUUCCUGGACAAGCUGAUGGGACGCACAUCUGGCUACGACGCCCGCAUCAGACCAAACUUCAAAGGUCCUCCUGUCAAUGUCACCUGUAACAUCUUCAUCAACAGCUUUGGAUCCAUCACGGAAACAACAAUGGACUAUCGCCUCAAUAUAUUUCUGAGACAACAGUGGAAUGACCCUCGACUGGCCUAUAAGGAGUAUCCAGACGACUCUCUGGACCUGGACCCCUCCAUGCUGGACUCCAUCUGGAAACCCGACCUGUUCUUUGCAAACGAAAAGGGAGCAAACUUCCAUGAGGUCACGACGGACAACAAACUGCUUCGCAUAUUCCAGAAUGGAAAUGUCCUCUACAGCAUCAGGCUGACGCUCACUCUCUCCUGUCCCAUGGAUCUGAAAAACUUCCCCAUGGACAGUCAGACAUGUAUCAUGCAGCUGGAAAGCUUUGGAUACACCAUGAACGAUCUUAUUUUCGAAUGGUUGGACGUGGGAGCGGUGCAAGUGGCUGAUGAUCUGACUCUUCCUCAGUUUGUGCUGAAAGAGGACAAAGGCCUUGGCUACUGCACCAAACACUACAACACAGGUAAAUUCACAUGCAUUGAGGUCAAAUUCUACCUGGAACGUCAAAUGGGCUACUAUCUGAUCCAGAUGUACAUACCGAGCCUGCUCACGGUCAUCCUGUCCUGGGUGUCGUUCUGGAUCAACAUGGACGCAGCUCCGGCCAGAGUGGGAUUGGGCAUCACUACAGUGCUCACCAUGACAACACAGAGCUCUGGAUCCAGGGCAUCACUGCCAAAGGUGUCCUACGUGAAAGCCAUAGACAUCUGGAUGGCAGUUUGCCUUCUGUUCGUGUUUGCUGCGCUACUGGAAUAUGCCGCCGUUAAUUUUGUUUCACGCCAGCACAAGGAGUUCUUCAGACUGAGAAAAAAGCUUAAAGAGCGACAGCGACAGAGAACUCAGGGAAAUGGUGACAGUAAGAGUAAAGGAAACAACACAUCAGGCAACAGUGCUCCUCAUGGGAACGUCAGCCAGCAGUGCACUGUUUGCUCCCGGGAGGACGAGCUGGCACAGCAGGGUUUACUCUUCCAGAGUUAUGGACUCGCACUGUCAGCAGGAAACGUACCAGAGAUGGAUGCAACACCAGUGUUCGCCGAUUUACCUCCUGGUUUAGGUUUCUACGACAUACGAAGGCGCUUUGUGGAUCGGGCAAAACGGAUCGACACCAUCUCACGCGCACUUUUCCCCAUGAGUUUCCUCAUGUUUAAUGUUCUGUACUGGCUCACCUACAAAGUUCUCUGGCAUGAGGACCUUCAAGCUGCACUGUGACAACACAACAACAACCGAGGAGGACCGUAAAGCCACAGGAGACUUUUACUUCUGCUGCUUUCACUGAAACAUUUACAGGCUGAGAGGCCUCAGCUGAGGCAGAUGUGUUGUGACUGCAUGUCCAGUAUCACGGGGAAAUCCAGCAACAUGGAUGAGUCUUCCAGUUUAUUUCAAUUUUAAUACUCCCAAAGAAAUGCACUUUUGAGCAUUAUACAUUUUAUUCCAUUGUCCAGGCAGCAUAAAUAUCUUUUAUCUCAAACUGUUUUUUUAUAGACAUAGACAAAAGAAUCAAUUACACUCGUGUCUGUUGUGUUUGUCAUGCUAACUGUGCAGUAUGGGAAACACAGCAUAGAAAAAAAUACAGUAAAGGGAUAUUUCAGUGUUUUUUCUUUAUUCAUCAGUGGUUGAAUGAGGUAGUGACUUACAGUGCUUUGCUCUCAGCAUGUACCUAAGUCUUCUCACUUUCCCACACCAAAGCCCAUAGAGAAUCAUUUUUAACGUUUAAAGACACAGUAGCUGCUGGUCGAUAGCUGAGGGGAACGAGUGGUUCCCCUCAGCUUCACUCUCCGGGCAGAAAAGCCUGUCUAACAGUGUGAUCAAGUAGUGAACAUAUUCUGAAAAUAUAAUAAGCUUAAGCAAACGUAGAUCUUAUUCGGUGAACCUUUUGUAAGUAUCAAAAAUCUUUUUUUUCUCUCUCGGCUCCCUGCUGUAAACCCAAGCACACACACAUACUCACACAUGCUCGAAUAAGCAUGUCGUAUACUGGGGUGUGUAUAAAAAAUUAAACAACACUAGAACAACCCUGAACUACCCUUUUAAUUCAUACGUUUCAUUUCUUUGAAAAACUGCUCCUGCAGACUUAAAACAGUUUUAAUGACAGGAGUUUUAUGAUAUAAUAAUUGGACUACACUGUAAAGCCUCAAUAACAUCAGCGACAAUACUGGGAUAAAAUGUCACUCUAUCUUCAUGUAAUAGCAUGGUAUACACAAGUUCAAAUAUGGUGCUAUUUUUUUAUUUUAUCCAUCCAGUUCAAAUAUAAUAAUUUGACAGGAUUUCAAUAAUGAAAUAUGGUAUCAUUAGAUUAAACAUCUAAACGUUUAAGUUAAUUUGCAGACUAAUUGUCUUUCUCUGAGGCCAAAGGCAUCUACCAAGCACUUAAACGUAUUUGUUUUUCUCUAACACUUUUCUUAGUCACAGUUAUUUUUAGGUCUCACUCUAUUUUUAGCUGGCAAAUGUGCAAAAUCUGAAAUAACUGUCUCUCUUGCUGCUAUGACUCAAGUUCAGCAUCUUGUAUUUUAUUUUUGGUAUACACAACAUAUUGGUAGAUUAGCAUUUCUGUGUGCAUAUGAUUAUGCAUACGAGUCCAUCUCCUCUAGAGACCUAGAUUUGUUUUAAAAAUAAAUCUCCUCAUAAAAUGAAGCUGUCAUAUUAAUAUUUAAUGUAAAUGGUAGCUGUCAUAUGCACAUACAGUAAGAAGAGCAGGGCAACAAGACAUUGUACAAUGCACUCCAAGUCUGAGAUAGGCACUAUUUUUUUAAUCAAAAUAAUGUCAGAUUUCUAUAUAUAAAUCAAUGAAAUUACCACGCAUGAUAAAAUACAACAUUUAACAUUUGUUCUGAUACAUUAAUGCUUAUUUUCCCAUUCACUGGAAUGGGUCAGACAGAACUUAGCCCUCACCAGAGACAGAAACUCAAGAACAUCAUCCAGGUUCAACUGUGUUACAUUUUUCCAACACCUGUGUUUUAGGUAAACAUGUCAGCUGACCCCGUCUCAGUCUGCAGUAAAAUGACUUUCGUCUUUUGCCACAAGAGGGAGCUUUUUCUUCUUGUAUGUGCCCUGUGAACAAUACUGCACCCUGCACCACAGUAUGUCACACUUGCCUAUGUAUAGUUGACAUUAUGGAGUGCAGUAUAUUUUUUCUCAGUCUGGGGUAAGGAUCACACGCUACUUGUUACAUGUACAACUAUGAAAUGUUCCCACAUUGCUGUCCCCUCCCUCUGGAACUCACUCCCAAACACAUGUGUGACUGCACUGACCUCACCACAUUUAGAACUCAUCAAAAGUCACCUCUUCAGAACUGCUUUCUAUUCAUGACAGCUCCUUAACUUAAUUGUGUGAAUUUUUAAUUGAGUUUAUAUUGGACACAUUUCAAUUAUGUAAUGUAUUGCCUAUGCUUGUUUAUUACCUUUUCAUGUAUGUAAAGCAUCUUUGAGCAGCCUUUAAAGGUGUUAUAUAAAUAAAAAAGAAAUAUUAUUAUAUUAUUACCUACUCACACCAGAUUUAAAAGUACAUCUAAUUAAAGAAAACUGCAAAUGUCAGCCUACACUAUUACUAUCGCACACAAUGUUGUUUAACACGUGGGACCAAGUGUUUAUAUAGAGCUACCGAUAGGAGGAACAUGGGCCACAAAGCUGUUUCCGCUGAGGAGAAUUAAGUGUUUUUUUUUUAACCUAUGCAGUGUUUUGAGUAAUUGGUGGUUAGGGUUAGGAGUGUGUGUGACAUUUAUUGUUUUUAUACAUAUCAGACCUGCAUUCUUAGGUUGAACGCGGCUGGUAGUCGGCAGUAAAGUAAAUUGGCGCACCAGGUAUUUUAGCAUUAAAUGAUGUCA